Molecule: messenger RNA, 1777 nt
Organism: Durio zibethinus
Lineage: Eukaryota; Viridiplantae; Streptophyta; Magnoliopsida; Malvales; Malvaceae
Product: cold-responsive protein kinase 1-like
Biological process (GO): protein phosphorylation
Molecular function (GO): protein kinase activity; ATP binding
Source: RefSeq, a predicted model, not a curated record
UAAAAAAAAAAAGAAAACAGUUUUACUUUUGGUGAUUAUAUAGAGAAAUGGAUUGGCCGGCUAAAUCAAGCGUUGAAAAUUCGGGCACGCUAAAAUAGUCGUUUUCUUUGUUGGAGAUACAGCUGGAGAAGGCAGGCGAGGUGGGAAUGCAGCAAGAGCCUAAGGAAACUAGAAUGAUACUAUAACUCCUGACUGUUUCUCACACCUACUUCAACCAAAUCCAACCAUCACAACUUUUAACUCAAUUUCAUACCAAAAAAUUUUUCAUUUUCUCUCGUAUCCAAGCUCUCCUUACGUCCUCUUAACUUAAGAAGGCGUAAAUGAUUAGAUUUGGGAGAGUUUAGUUUGGAGUAAGGUAUUGCAGAGAAAGACAUGAGUUGCGGUUGUUUUGGUAGAUCAGCUACCAACCGGAAACGGAGCACUGCUCAGGCCACGGACGGUAUUGACGAACAAUUGCUUAGGAGAGUAAACCAUUUCUCAUACAAUCAACUAAGCUCAGCGACAGAUGAUUUUCAUUCAAGCAACAAAAUAGGACGUGGAGGUUUCGGAACCGUUUACAAGGGAGCUCUGAAAGAUGGAACUGAAGUUGCUGUGAAGACACUUGCUGCCCAAUCAAAGCAGGGAGUGAGUGAAUUUUUGACAGAGAUCAAUACUAUAUCAAAUGUCAAGCACCCAAACCUUGUUGAGCUGAUUGGAUGCUGUGUUCAUGGCACGAAUCGGAUAUUGGUCUAUGAAUAUGUGGAAAAUAAGAGUCUUGAUAAAGUUUUGUUAGAUCAAAGGAGUACAAAUAUCAAACUUGACUGGAGCAAAAGAUCUGCUAUUUGCAUUGGUAUUGCCAGGGGUCUUGCAUUCCUUCAUGAAGAACUUGUACCGCAUAUAGUCCAUAGAGAUAUCAAAUCUAGUAACAUCCUUCUUGACGAAGACUUUAACCCCAAAAUUGGAGACUUUGGGUUGGCUAAACUUUUUCCAGAUAACAUCACUCACAUUAGCACCAAAAUAGCGGGAACAACUGGUUAUUUGGCCCCGGAAUAUGCUUUGGGUGGUCAGUUAACCAUGAAGGCUGAUGUUUAUAGUUUCGGUGUCCUUGUACUCGAAAUAAUUAGUGGCAGAAGUAGCUCCAAGGCAAACUGGGGAGGCAUGGAGAAGUUGCUCUUGGAAUGGGCAUGGGAGCUCUAUGAAGAAUGCAAACUCAUAGAGCUCGUGGAUCCUGAGCUCGGAGAAUUCCCAGAGGAAGAAGUCCUUAAGUACAUGAAAGUAGCGUUUUUCUGCACCCAAGCAGCAGCCAACCGAAGGCCAUUAAUGAGCCAGGUUAUUGAAAUGCUUGCAAGGAACAUUAGGAUCAACGAGAAAGUACUCACAGCUCCAGGAUUCUUUCAAGACGGAGAGGCAUCAAGUAAAAAGUCAAUCCAAUCAUCUGGUGAAUCAACCAGCUAUCAGAUGAGUUCUGUUCCUGUCACAAUCACUCAGGUAACCCCCAGAUGAAGAUCCAAAUACAAAAUUUUUUUGGGUAUGACACUUUUCAUUCUUUUUGACAGAGAAGAGAAAGAAGUUAAAAGCCCCAGUUUUAAACUUAAUUCUGGGUGUUGCGUAAUGCAUGCCAUUACUUUUAUUUAUGUAAUUUUGCAGUUUUUUUUUUGUUAUUUUUUUUAAUUUAUAAAAAAGAAAGGGAAAUUUUAUGUAAUUUUGCAGUUUUUUUUGUUAUUUUUUAAAAAAUUUAUACAGAAGAAAGGGAAAAUUUUAGUGGAAGGAAUCUGUCACUCACUGGACAAGGAAGUUU